Molecule: messenger RNA, 4442 nt
Organism: Hemicordylus capensis (graceful crag lizard)
Lineage: Eukaryota; Metazoa; Chordata; Lepidosauria; Squamata; Cordylidae
Gene: STMN4
Product: stathmin 4
Exons: 6
Coding region: 201-767 (188 amino acids)
Biological process (GO): microtubule depolymerization; regulation of microtubule polymerization or depolymerization; neuron projection development
Cellular component (GO): cytoplasm; neuron projection
Molecular function (GO): tubulin binding
Source: RefSeq, a predicted model, not a curated record
GUCAUGGGGAGAGCUUGGCAGCCUGGCUGAUGCUAAGAGCAUCUUUGAGCAUCUCUCCCUGGAAGGCAGGAAGGCAGUGAGAGGCAGGCAGCAGGCGCUGGGGCUUUGCAAAGGGGUUUGCAAAGGGUUGUUUCUCGGCUGGACACGAUCCUCGCCCACCCACCCACCCAGUCAGCGGAAGCGCAGGAGCAGCAGGAACCAUGACGCUGGCAGCUUACAAAGAAAAGAUGAAGGAGCUCCCGCUGGUGUCUCUCUUCUGCUCAUGUUUCCUCUCCGACCCUUUAAACAAACCGUCUUAUAAAUAUGAAGACACUGUGGACCUUACCUGGUGCGUCAUUUCUGACAUGGAGGUCAUUGAGCUCAACAAGCGGACCUCGGGCCAGUCUUUUGAGGUCAUCCUCAAGCCACCCUCCUUCGAUGGGAUCCCUGAAUUCAAUGCCUCCCUGCCCCGCCGCCGUGACCCCUCGCUGGAGGAGAUCCAGAAGAAGCUGGAAGCAGCUGAGGAGCGACGGAAGUACCAGGAAGCAGAGCUCCUGAAGCACCUGGCUGGCAAGAGGGAGCAUGAGCGAGAGGUCAUCCAGAAAGCCAUCGAGGAGAACAACAAUUUCAUCAAGACGGCCAAGGAGAGGCUGAUGCAGAGAAUGGAGUCCAACAAGGAGAACCGAGAGGCACACUUAGCAGCCAUGUUGGAACGCCUGCAGGAGAAGGACAAACAUGCUGAGGAGGUCCGGAAGAACAAGGAGCUAAAGGAAGAGGCCUCAAGGUAAAGAGGCCCCUGGACACGUGACUUUUGGACUGGGCGCUCCAAGGGAAGAUGGCGGCAGGUGGCAGCCGUGGCGGCAGCCGCCUUUGCGCAAAGUGUUGACUGAUGAUCGGGAUUGUCCUCUGCUUUCAUUGUUUGUGAAUGUAAAGAUUUGAGUGGUGAAGCCAUCUCGUGUGUUCCAGGGAGGGAGGGCAACAUAAGGGGAAGAGGACGCUGGGAGGAAGAAGCGUGCAUUUGGGGGGGGGGAGGGGAGGGGGCGGGGUGGGUGGCUAGACACCCUCCAGAAUGACAGGCCCGGUUUCUGUCAUUUCCCCGCACUGGUGGCGUUCAGUAAGGAACCCAGACUAACUGAGAGGGGUGCUAGGGAUGGCAGAUGAGGUGGGGAUGAUGUCAAGGCAGGGAGAGGGGAGGGGGUGGAGGUGGGGAAGUGGAAAAGUGGGUGAACUAAAUUUGGUGACAGGCCAAGGAGCAAGCAGAGGGAGGAAUGUCACCUCUGGGGUGAGUGUUGUCUUGUGCGUUGCGCCAUUAAUGUCGGUCCUUAGUGUGGAAAAAAAAAAAUCCCUCAUUUCUGUGUCUCCUUCAUCAUCGUUCAUCUUGUCUCUAACUUGCAGACAUUACAUGCCUGGCAUUGCUUCAGGGGUUCUUAGCGGUGAGUCAGUUGGCCUUUGACCCUUUCCGCUGGGGACGAUGGGAGCUCUAGUCCAAGCCCAGGUUGAGAACCCCUGACUUUACCGAAGGUGCAUGUGGUGGUAAUUUCAGAGCCACGGCCCUCUCUUUCAAAAAUAUUAAUAAAUAGCUUUUGCCAGAGAUUCAGUAUUGCCAGAUAUGAACAGAAUUCCCCUGACCCUCACAACUUUGAACUCAAACUCGAUAUGGCAAGCUCCCUAAAUGUGAUACAGAUAGCGGAAAUCGUUGCUGGGUCACUUUGCUUGCAAACCCUUGAGACGUACAAUUUUAUAGGCAGCGUUAUAAAUGAACGAGAACAUACAGAGAAAAUGCAGUCUAUAGGUGCACCUGAUUUCAAGCUAUACAGUAUAACCAGCAGCAGAGGUGGAACUGUUAGGAAUUGGCAUAAAUUCAGAUUGAAAUUCUUUUUCCUGGCUAGAACUCAAACCCCUUCCCCACCUGCCGUGUUCUCAGUUAGGAAAGCAGUUUGGGCCACACUGCAAUUCUGUGCUUGUUUACUCAGAAGUAAGUCCCACUGUGUUCAAUGGGCCUGACUCCCAGGUAAGUGUGCACAGAAUUGCAACCUUUUAUAUCUGUAAAAUGUAGGAUUUGGCAAGAUAUCUAAUAGGAUUCUUCCUUUAAAAUUGUCACUUUUAGACUUCCUUUAGAAGUUGUCUCUAAGGGUCCAGCUGGACAUAUUUGAAUCCUGGCGACUGGGUGGGCUACGGGGAAGCAGCUUCCGGAGGGGCUUUUGCCGAGCAGAGGCGUGGUGGGCGAGGGUUGCUUUUCAACCCUUUUCUUGCCUGCCAUUUCCCGGCUCCAUAGCAACUCCCCCAUUCCUGCCAGGCACAUGUUUACCAGCACCCAGUGGGGUUGCCCUGUGGGAGUAUGCAUGGCCAUGCGCUUGCAGAGCUCUGUUCACAUUUAAAUCUCUCCUAGGGUUGCCAUGUUCCCCGGAAUUGAGGGUAGCCCCUGGAUUUUGGCUGCUUCACUCGGCUGCUAAAUUCCACACGGAUUUACACGGAUUUCAAAUGCGCUGUCCGGAUUGCCCGGAUUUGACUCUGAAUCUGAUCACAUGGGAGGGCAGAGAAGGAGGGGAAAGUAUAUAAAUCUGUCAAACAAACAAACAAACAAACAAACAAACAAACAAACAAACAAACAAACAAAAUGCAAAUGAGUUGCCACAUAAUUUACAUAAUAUGCAAAUUAGGCCUCCUGGAUUUGGGAAGCUUGACUAGGGCAACCCUAAUCUCUCCUCUCCUGCUCUUCCUCCAAGGAGCCCAGAGCAGCGUACGCGGUUAUGUUUGUCCUCACGACAACCCCGUGAGGCAGGCUAGGCUGAGAGAGAAGUGACUGACCCAGAAACACCCCAUAGGCUGGUUCUCAUGACUGGCGACAGGGCAGGACAAGCGUCCUCCCAGCCAGGUUCAAGAGCCGGGAGUGCUCCUGUGUGUUCAUAAAAAGCAAGGCAGGAGGAGGGGAAAGGGGUCCCACUGGGAAGGAGGGCUCUGUCCCACCCAGCAGCUGCACCCAGCUGUUUCAUGAGGCAGGAGGGAAAGCCCUCCGCCCCAGGGGACCUGACAGACGAUCGCUUCCUUGCCCCGACCUCACGUUUUGCGAGCACCUGGUAGGAGGCUAGACUUGUCCUGCCCUAUUGCUGCUUGUGAGAACCCUCCUAAUGAGCUUCAAAGCUGAACGGGGAUUUGAACUCGAGUCAUCCCAGUGCCAGUCCAACACUCUAACCACCAGAUCACGCUGUCCAUGACCCUGAAACAUUACUGAAGCAGGCCUCUGAGCUCACAAGCUUCUAGGCUGCUGCCUGACCCUCAGGCAUGGAUCCUGACCUUGCCAGUCCACACAACUGAUCAGGCCCUCUGCCAGCCAGUGGAAGCUGUGGCUGGCGUCCUGCUUUGAUCCUGCCGAUGCCAGUCGCGUCUUUUUGCAUGGGCACGUGUGUGUGUGUGUGUCUUGCGAUGCAUUCUGAGGUCAAAAUAUAUUUUUUAAACAGCGGUGUAUGGCCUGAAGAUGGUGUCCCAGCAUCCUCUGUCAUGUUAAAGGGGUCCUGGGGCGCUCUUCUCAGACUGUGCAGCUGCUUAGGUUUUGCAAAGUGGCUUGCGCUUACUCUGUCUCGGCUUCGGAACAUGCAAAGUAAUAGCACGGAACAGAAUGCAUUGGAGUGUGUGCAGAGUGCAUUUCCUAAUCAUUAACUUAAUGAUGCAACACUAACUAGAGGUACCUAAGAUUGACAUGAAGGAUUCAGGAAAUGCACAUUUCAGCUGGUGCUGGAAUAUGCAAGCUUUUGAGUCCCACAAGACACUUCAUCAGCCAGGAGGAGGGGCCACUGCCCACACAGCAGGAGGCAAACCUGGGUUUCCCAUGGCUUCUGUACCCAUGGCAGGGAGCACAGUUCAGUGCUAUGGAAAGCCCACAUUUGCCUCCCCGGCACAUUUGAGGAUGUCGAUCAAGUAGGCAUGCCAGAAACAGACCACGUGAAGGCAGAAGCUUAAAUGACAGGAACCUGGGAUCCCUCAAGCCAAGACGCUUCGACAGGAGAAGAGAAAUGAGGGUAACCAAGCAGGACAGGCACGAGGCAGGGCCUGUGGGUGGGUGGGUGGGUGGGAUGAUGGUGCAGGUGUGGUUGGGCUGCGGCAAAGAGGGGCGUCUCAACCUCCUGGGAUGGGCUUCUCCAGCUACAAGGCUCUGACAUGCACCAUCUUGACUGCAGGUCCCACUUGGGCCUUCUGGCUCCCCAGCAUCCGGAUGAGGCAUCUAGGCGGCUGAUUAAACGAGGAGGGGCAGAGUGCGAGGGGGGCGACCCUGGGGAGGGUCCCAAUGAGGGCCGUUCGUCCCCCGGUGGCUCCUCCUUGACAUGAAAACGCUGCGCUCCAGCGGUGAACAAGAGGGAGAGGGGAAGGGGCUGGGUCGCUGUUCCAGUGAUGGCAAGGAACGGUCCUCUCUGUUUUUGUACACGAUGGAUGCAAAUAAAACUGCUGGCAUUCCUUUUUCUUUCUGA